AUGCGCUCGCCCAGCCCGUCCACAGCAGGAACUCCUGCGCGCGGCCGCCGGGGGCUCCGUACCGUGGGCGCCACUGCUGCCCAAACCUCCGCUGGAGGCUGGGAGGGAGUGGCCAGAGUGGACCACUGUGAGGUGGCUGGGGCAGAGGCUGCAGCCGAGGGUGCUCUGGACAGUGACCUGCUGCACCAGUGGGAAAAGAGUCUCACCAUUGCUGUCCAGUCAUCCCACAGACUGGAGCUGGUCAUCCUCAGCUAUGACCUGACCUGGCGCAGAGGGAAGGCCACUGACAUCUCCAAGGUGCAGGAGACUAUAAAGGGCAGGGCGGAGGGUGUCCAGGCACAACCAGACUCCCCAGUGCCAGCACGAGAUAAUAAGACUCUCCUGUCCAGGAGCCUUGGGACCCUCCAGCCAGAAGCCAUGCUGCUGUGGCUGACCCUCGCCCUCCUGUGGAGCACCACCUGCUGGGCAGAGCAGACUUAUGGGCUUGGAGGAGGCAAGUAUUUCAGUACCGCUCCAGACUAUCACAACGACGUCACCGGGAUUCGGGUGUCUGUAGCGCCUGCCUUGGGCCUGAUUAAGAACAUCCAGCUGAGACGUGGAUCCUCCUGGACUGUAAGACACGGUGAAGAAGGCGGGAAGGUCCAGGAAUUCCUGCUGCGGCCAGGCGAACACAUUAUAGCCGUCCACGGCUCGUACAAGGGUUACCUCCGGUACCUGGUCGUACACACCGACCAAGGGCGCUUGGCCUCAUUUGGGCAGGCAGAGGGCAACACCUUCUCUGCCUACCCAGACCAGCAGUGGCAGGUGCUCACGGGAGUCUUUGGCCACCAUAAGCUCCUCGGCCUCACGAGCAUCGGCUUUCAGUGGGAGGAGCCUCGGGUCUCGGGGUUGACCAAUGCACAAGCAAGGGCAAACCCACAGCCAGAGAAAUGAGUGCCUCUGGGUCCCCAGGGAUGGGGCACAGGUCACUCUGCUGAGCCAGUCUCACUGGUGUUGGGCUGAUGGCACUAGGGUGUCUGAGUCGGGUCCUGAAUAAGAAUCCGCCAAUAAAUGAAGCUUCUGCAGGAA
Messenger RNA from Equus caballus (horse), 1068 nucleotides. NCBI's taxonomy places the organism in Eukaryota, Metazoa, Chordata, Mammalia, Perissodactyla, Equidae. The record is from RefSeq and is a predicted model, not a curated record.